CCCAACGGGCAGACGAAGUCGCUGGUGCCGCAGCGGCUGGCGCUGGAGUACAUCGUGCCCUGCAUGAACAAGCACGGCAUCUGCGUGGUGGACGACUUCCUCGGCAAGGAGCUGGGCGGGCUCAUCGCGCAGGAGGUGCGCGCCCUCCACCACACCGGCCGCUUCACCGACGGGCAGCUCGUCAGCCAGAAGAGCGACUCCUCCAAGGACAUCCGCGGCGACAAGAUCACCUGGGUGGAGGGCAAGGAGCCCGGCUGCCAGACCAUCCGGCUCCUCAUGAACAGCAUGGACGAUCUCAUCCGCCACUGCAACGGCAAGCUGGGCAACUACAAAAUCAACGGCAGGACGAAAGCUAUGGUGGCUUGUUAUCCAGGCAAUGGAACAGGAUAUGUUCGCCAUGUUGAUAAUCCAAAUGGAGAUGGAAGAUGUGUUACAUGUAUAUAUUAUCUUAAUAAAGACUGGGAUGCCAAGGUAAGUGGAGGCAUCCUUCGGAUAUUUCCAGAAGGUAAAGCCCAAUUCGCUGAUAUUGAACCCAAAUUUGAUAGACUGCUAUUCUUCUGGUCUGAUCGCCGCAACCCUCAUGAAGUGCAGCCAGCAUUUGCUACAAGGUACGCAAUAACAGUGUGGUAUUUUGAUGCAGAUGAAAGAGCACGAGCUAAAGUAAAAUAUCUAACAGGUGAAAAAGGUGUGAGGGUUGAACUAAAUAAACCUUCUGACACGAUUGGGAAAGACGUUUUAUAAGCCUUUGAUUUAGCAACUCCCCUUGCUAUUCUCCCUGAUAAAUCUUGAUGCUAUCUAUUAACUUUUGAAUGUGAAUAACAAGAUAAAGGAAAAUCGACAACCAACCAACAUUUUAAUAAAGAAGCAAACAGUGUUUCAAUGUUGCAUCAAAUAGAAGAUUUUUUUUGACUGCUGAAGCAUUGUACUAUGUGAUUGUGACUCCAGGCCUGUGACUGCUUAUGUGAAGAAGAUAAGCAAUCAGUAAGAAACAGCAUAUGCAUCUGGACAUGAAAUAAGUGCCCUACAUAGAAUUUGUCCAUCCUUAUAUUUUGCCAGACCUGUCAUCCAGCUGAAUCUAAUUCAUCUCUCCCUUUUUUUAUAUGGUAAAAGUUUGAAUUUUGGGUAAUUUUUGUAUGACCAGGUACAGUUUAUCAAAAUUGAGUGUUUAAAAAAAGAAAAAGGAAAAAAAGAAAAAAA
This is a messenger RNA of Struthio camelus australis, 1197 nucleotides long. RefSeq names its product egl-9 family hypoxia inducible factor 1 (gene EGLN1). The record is from RefSeq and is a predicted model, not a curated record. Gene Ontology annotation, molecular function: L-ascorbic acid binding; ferrous iron binding; peptidyl-proline 4-dioxygenase activity. Gene Ontology annotation, cellular component: nucleus; cytoplasm. Gene Ontology annotation, biological process: cellular response to hypoxia; peptidyl-proline hydroxylation to 4-hydroxy-L-proline. Lineage: Eukaryota; Metazoa; Chordata; Aves; Struthioniformes; Struthionidae.